AUGACCGAUUUUCUCUGGUUCUGCAUUAAGUGUUCAUCUCUUCCACUCGUCAGAUGUAUAACUCUGCUGGCACAGAACUGCGAUAGGUUGUCAAAGAUUGUAGAGCAAGCAACAACAGUGAAAGCUGUCCCAUAUGAGCCAGAUAACUCUGUACAUAACGAUCCAUGCUCAACAUCAUGCUUCAAUCUAGAACGGUGUAAGAACAAUGUUCCAGUGUUAGUCACCGCGACAGUAGCGGCUGCUCGUAAAGACGCUUUCACCGCACACUCUCCUCCAGAACCACCCACCAAGCUGAAAGCUGUUAAAGGGACGACAGCAUACGCGUCCGUUGUCACUACUCAUACGGCUGAGGCCCCUUUCAUCGUUACGCAACCCGCUGCCAAACAAGUUAUUACUAGCGUUACCACCACGGUACUCAAGACCUCAUCAUCUACCCAAGCGAAGAAACCAGUUACUGAUCCUCACAAGAAGGUGGACAUUAAAAAACGCCAUAAUCCCUUGACAGUUAUAUGCUCCAAUGUGACUGAAUCCGGGGCGAACUCCAUAAAAGAUAAGAUAUUGGACGACAAAAACAGUGGGACUCCCUGUGUCAACUGA
Molecule: messenger RNA, 597 nt
Organism: Dicrocoelium dendriticum
Lineage: Eukaryota; Metazoa; Platyhelminthes; Trematoda; Plagiorchiida; Dicrocoeliidae
Source: the annotation of a GenBank genome assembly